Messenger RNA from Gaeumannomyces tritici R3-111a-1, 6395 nucleotides. RefSeq lists its product as hypothetical. Gene Ontology annotation, cellular component: eukaryotic translation initiation factor 4F complex. Gene Ontology annotation, molecular function: mRNA binding; translation initiation factor activity; protein binding. Bases 524 to 4876 code for a protein of 1450 amino acids. The record is from RefSeq and is a predicted model, not a curated record. Lineage: Eukaryota; Fungi; Ascomycota; Sordariomycetes; Magnaporthales; Magnaporthaceae. The transcript has 4 exons.
CUUUUUUUCCCCCUCCUCCACCACAUUCUGUGACGACGGCAUUUUGCACCUCAUCACAGAAUCACAUUGACGGGGUCUGUGAUAUUGCUCCCCUAAUAAAAUCGGGAUCUCUAUUCCUUUUCUCCCUAAUUCAUUUCAGCGGCCACAUUCCGCGCAGGUCUCAUUCUUUGUCGCCGCAAUCGAGGGCAAGAUCGAGCCAAGCUUGGAUCGAAGUCCAGAGCGCUUCUUGCGACAGUGCACUCUUUCGCACCAGCCCUAGGCACGCCCAUUUGUGACCGCCUUUUGUUCCCGAGCCGCAGCGGUUAAGACGGAGCAUUCCUCGCCCGCCGGUCAUAUCGCCAGUUCGGCCUUGCUGACCACGCGCGACCGCCACUCUCGCUAUUUCGACGACGACAGGCCUGGAUUUUGACACUCGGCUUGCCGACUUGACUUUCCGCCCGGGCAACCCGACCCCCACGACCACGAACUCCGCCCAACGCGCACACCUAGAUCCCACCGCUGCGACGGCCGACCAAGUGUCCUUAUGACUUCUACUGCAAACCAGGACCAAACCCCGGCGCAGAACCCCAGUGCUCCCUCGACAACGUCGUAUGCUUCAGCCGCCGGUGCUGCCAAGAAGCCUAUCGCGACGCCGUUGAGUGCGGCUGGAUCGAACCCUCCGCCCGUGGUGGUCGGUUCCUCUGCGCCAGGUGGCCAGCAACAUGGAAAGCCCGCGUCCGCGUCGCCAGUAAACGGUCGCCAGGCGAUCACGCCCGCUCUGCCGGCAACUGCACCCACCGCCCCGGCUGUUGCGCACGGUGCUGCCACUAACGGCCACGACCGGAAGAGCUCGGUCACCAUCAGCGCGAACGGCCCAAGCGGCUACAUUGCCAACGGAGGCCCUGUGGGAGGCUCCAAGGGUAACAUUCAGUUUGGCUACAAGGAAUCUCCUGCCAUCGCCCACAGCACACCCCAGCAGGGCACAUCUGCUCCCAUUCCCAUCCCAGGGAAUAAUGCCCGCGUUCCCUCACCGGCGCAUUCACCUUCUCCCAUCCCUCAGCCAUCUGCUAGUGGAGGUCGACCACCCCCGAUGGCGCAGGACGGACCGAGUAUGAAGUUUGGCAGCCUUGGUGGAGAUGGCGAGCGCCACAUGAAGCACCUUUCACAGGGCCCUCACCCGAUGGGGUCUGGAUCUCCACACAUGCGCCAUGGAAGCACACAUUCUGUCCAUGAUAACGCAGGAGGUCACGGCGGUCCUGGCAUCGCAAGAGGCGGCGGCGGGUUUGGCCCAUCGGGCGGACGUGGUCGCGGUGGCUACAACGCCGGCGGCUACAACAACCCCAUGGGAUACCCUCCCGGCCAGUACGGUCACGGCCGUGGUGGAGGACAUAGUGGACAGGGGCGGGGCGGUAUGAACUACCCGCAGAACCAGCGGGGCAUGCCCCCCUACCAGAGUUCUCCCCAGCCACGGGGCAGUCCCGCCAUGGGCAACGCGAUGCCCAACCCGGGCACACCGACGAUGAACCAGUCGCUACCCGUCCACCCGCCGCAACAAGGGUUCAACGCAUAUAUCCCGCCGGCUUACCCAAAUCAGACAUACCCCUUCCCUCCCCCCUUCGACCCACGCCAGCAGUCCAUGAUGGGCAUGGGCUACCCGCAGUACCCUCAAAUGCCGCCAUCGAUACCAUACGGCAUACCGCCCCCGGGCCCAUCUCCCUCCCCUGGGUUCCAGCAGCCUUACACGCAGGGUCCAUACCCACCCCAGGCUCAGCCUAUGUCGCGGAAUGCUUCGCAGGUAUCGGAGAGGCCCAACUCUAGCACCGGCCAUCCGCAGUCGCAAGCAGUAACGCAGGCGCCCGCAGCACCGGUGCACGCCGCGAGCGCCAAGCCGGCCGUCGUUUCAUCCUCUGCGUCCUUUGUCAUCCCGAAGAAGGCCGCCACCAAGAUUACGAUCAAGAAUGCUGCAGGGGAGGCUGUCGACCUGAACAGCCUCAAAGCACCUGCAUCGCCGGUUCCUAGCGUACAACAGUCUAAAACCCCACCAGUAGUCAGCUCUUCUUCAACACCUCCACCGAAAACGACCGCGCCGUCGCAUGCUCGGUCGGAGAGCUCCAAAACUGCCGAGCAAUUGAGAAGCGAGUUCAGGGAGCAGGUGUUCAAGUCACAGACGGCUGGUCCACCGGUCGAGGCAAAGGACGCCGCGCCUCAAACAGCAGAUGCUCCUGCCGACAAGCCGACUACCAAGGCUCCGGGCAGUGGGGAUGAAGCGGUCAAAGCGGACGUCGCUGAUCAGGAGGCUCCCAAGGCUGCUGCCGACAAGCCAACUGAGACCAAGGACACACCACAGACUAAUGCUGCGCCCAGCGAGACUCAGGCUCAAGCUCCGGAAACCACCGUUGCCGAGGCUGAGAAGGAGCCGGCACCCGAGCCCAAGGAGUCUGAGGAAGAAGAGAUGGAGCGUAUGAUCCGCGAGAUGGAGGAGGCGGAAGCGGAGCGUGAGAAGAAGGCUGCCGAGUACGAGGCCAAGAAGAAGGUUGUACUUGAGGAAAAGAAGCGACUCGACGAAGAGAACCGGGCCAAGAACGCAGCCGAGAACGACCGCAAACUCCAGGAGCAGGAGCGAGAGAUGGAGCGUCUCGAAGAGGAACGCGAGAAGAAACUGGCCGAGGCAGAGGCCAAGGAAAGCGGCAAACCCACCACGGAUGCCUCGGCCGCCAAGGUUACAGACGCCAAGGAAUCGGCAGCCCCGGGCGUCAGCUCCGUGGCUGACAAGCUGGCAUCUCUAAGUGUCGGCGGCACCACGGCGUCCUCUUCGGCCACCAAGCCAGGCACCACUGAGGGUAAACGCUCAAAGCCCGCCGCUCUCAACCUUGCACCACUCAAAACGAGUUCCGUGGAGCCACCGCAGCCCAGUGCAGCCCUGCAGUCGCUCAAAUCGGCCCGAUUUCUCGAGGUGAUUGCGCCCAGCCUGUAUCCUGCUGGCAUCCAGUCUCCCAACCCGGCCCUGAACGUUGCCGUCGCCCGCAAGGGCAAGAGCUUCAAGUACGAUUCCAACUUCCUGCUCCAGUUUCAGAAGGUGUUCACGGAGCAGCCAUCCAUGGAGUUUGGGCAACAGGUCAAGACCCUCAUCGGCGAUGGCGACGGAGGCUCCAGGUCGGCCUCGGCCAGGACACCGGCGCCAGGGUCUGGACGCCAGAACUCGCGCCCUGGUGCUGGCAACUUUGGAGGCGGAGGUAUGGGUAGUGGUUUCAUUGCGCCGCCAUCCAAACUCACUCAAGGUCCGGGCGACCGCAUGGGCCCGCCUCCACGGGGUGGUAUCAACAACAUGCCCGGUGGUAUGGGCUCAUUCGGACGUUUCCCGGGUGGCAACAUGAUGGCACGCACGCCGUCCAACAGCAUGAACAUCCCCAACUCGCCCCGCCAGGGAAGCAGAACCACGCGCGGCGGAAGCAAGCGUGACUUCAGCGCCAAGAACGAAGCGCAGGCUGCUAAGACCAUGCCCCUUACGCAGGGCCUCGACCUCAAGCCCAUCACUGUCUCGGCCGGCGGAUGGAAGCCGCGCAGCAUCGGUAACAAGGCCGCGGCUGCUCCCGCGGGCGCUGCGGGUGAGCUCCUUGAGCCGGAGGUGGUACAACGCAAGGUCAAGGCUGCCCUGAACAAGAUGACGCCCGAGAAGUUCGAAAAGAUUGCCGACCAGAUCCUCACCAUUGCGGCCCAGUCCAAGGACGAACAGGAUGGCCGUACGCUGCGCCAGGUCAUCCAGCUCACGUUCGAGAAAGCUACGGACGAGGCGCACUGGGCGUCCAUGUACGCCAAGUUCUGCAAGCGCAUGUUGGAUACCAUGAGCCCCGAGAUCCGCGAUGUUAGCAUCGUGGACAAGCAUGGAAAUGUGGUCAGUGGUGGUGCCCUGUUCCGCAAGUACCUCCUCAACCGCUGUCAGGAGGAGUUUGAGCGCGGCUGGAAGGUCGACCUGCCAGAGCCCAAGGAGGGCGAUGAGCCCAAGGCCGGCGAGGCCGUCAUGCUCUCAGACGAGUACUAUAUCGCGGCGGCCGCCAAGAGGCGAGGCUUGGGUCUUGUUCAGUUCAUCGGUGAGCUUUACAAGCUUGGCAUGCUGACGGAGCGCAUCAUGCACGAGUGUGUGCGCAAGCUCGUCGACUACCGCGGCGUGCCCGACGAGGCCGAGAUCGAGUCGCUCUCCAAGCUGCUGCGCACCAUUGGAGGCAACCUGGAUGUCAACACGGAGAAGACGCAGGGCAAACACAUGAUGGACGCCUACUUCCAGCGCAUCGACGCCAUGGUCAGGAUGCCUGAGCUGCCGAGUCGUCUCAAGUUCAUGCUGAUGGACAUGGUGGAUCUCCGCCGUUCCGGCUGGCACUCCAAGGAGGCCAACAAGGGGCCCAAGACGCUGGACGAGGUCCGCGCCGAGGCUGAGGCGGCGGCAGCGCAGAAGGCAGCCGAGAACGCGCGGGGCAACCAACGGGGCGGCCCUGGCGGAAGGCCACCCAUGGGAGGCCGUGGCGGCGACGGACGGGGACCGUCAAACUACGGCCAGCCUGCCCCCAACCAAAACACGAUCGAUAUGAACGAUCUGAGACGGCUCAAGGGAUCGGCCACGAGGACAAGCUCACAGAACGCCACCUUUGGACCCAGCUCCAUGUUUGCGAGCCGCAGCAACAGUGGGCGCGCCAACAGGCUUGGUGCUGGUGGCGCUUUUGCCCGCGCCGGCGAGGACUCCGGCGCGUCUUCCAGGACGGGAACCCCGCCAACCAGGGAGUCGGUGAACGCGUUCAGCCUUCUUGCGAACAUGGAGACGGAGAACCCGGCAUCGCCACCCUCGACGGCGGUAUCACCGGCGCUUUCCAAGGUCACACCCGACACGACCAAGGGACGCGCCUGAGGGGGAGACCCCACAUGUCAGGCCAGCAUGUCUUGCGGUGCACGUUUGCAUGUUUGACUUGUCUCCUCCCACCCGCCGUCCCCUUCCGUUUCUUCUCCUUGGCGCGAUGAGGAUCCGUGUUGUUUCCACGGUAUACUCGUCCCAUCUGCCAUUCAUUUCACCGUUCUCGGCCACAUGUGCAUAGAAGGGGCGUGCUUGUUGCUUGCAUUUACAGGGUAUUCGGCCAAAAAACCGCGCGACUCCCCAGACUCAUUCUUGGAAGACGGAGAGAAAACGAAACUGCAAAAAAAAAGAGAAAAAAACAAGGAAUCACAAAAAAAGCAAGUCCCUCUUAUGUGUUGGUGUUUUCGUUUUUGCCGUUGUUCUUUGUUUAUCAAAAGCGCCGUCAAACUUGGUCGUUCCCUUCCUCACGAUACCUCGGAUUUCAGUUACGUGCAAUUCCAUCUUCCUCCACCACCCUCAUAGACCAACCGUCCAGGCACUCUUUGGUCUGGCGGAUCCAUUUUCCCCUCUUGUCCUCCUGUGUUCGAUUCUACUUGUGUUUAUUAUCUUUCCCUCACAAAACUGGCCAGCCCGAAACUCCCCAGUAACCCAUGUUAUAGUCGUGGGCGUGGGAGGGUGGCGGCGCUGGCAUGAUACGAAGUGGGAGUACAGGAAGGGCCCCGCGGUCUGCUGCCUCGUCUUUCUUGAUUCGUUUCGUAUCUUUCUCUUUCGUCUGUUUUUUUUUCCUCUUCUUUAUUUCGUCUUCAUCCUCCGUCUUUUGGCAUCCUCUUCCCCUGUCAUAUUCACGAGUACUUGCACCUGUUUAUGUUUGGUAUUCGUUCUGCUCCCCACUGACGUUUUCGUCUGCUAAUUGAGCCAUCAUCUCUCGCCCCCUCUCGAGGCAAAUUCCGAGUGCUUUCCCCGUCUUUGUCCCAGCACUGGGACAUUUGUCCUUUCCGCACUUUAUUCUAGUUUUUCUCAUCGCCCUCGAUCCUCUUUUUCCCUUGCCUGUUUUCCCCCGCUGUUUUUUCUUUCUUUCUUCUUGUUUCUACCUGGGAGGACGGACGGAACAGACAAAGUAUGAUGGGUGAAGACGACGGGAUGGCGCUUAGACUAAGGGAUGGCUGGGAUGAUGAGUUCAUGCAACAUAUUCGACGCUUGCUAGUGUCAUUUUCGCUUUUGAGAAAUCCUAAACCUCGCAUUCAUAUUUCUUUGAUGGCCCUCGCACUCGUGGCUCUCUUCUCCCAUCCCCACUGCCCUUCCCCAUACUCCAGAUCCGAGCGAGCUUCUGCGCCUGUUUGUGAUUGAACGAGAUGAGGAUGACAGCAAAGGAUGUGGUGCUUGCUACUGGGGCGCGGCGCGGGAUGUUGGACAGGUGGCACUUUGGCUUUAUUUGCUUCUGGGACGCUAAAUAAAAUACGUGAAAACACUGCAUCCAAGAGAGAUGAUUAUGACACCAUACUAGAUACCCAUUAUUCGUCCCGACCCCUCCAAUUCGCGUGCUGGACAGGCUGUGUAAACAUCAUAUACCCGUCAC